Molecule: messenger RNA, 2024 nt
Organism: Macadamia integrifolia
Lineage: Eukaryota; Viridiplantae; Streptophyta; Magnoliopsida; Proteales; Proteaceae
Product: probable 3-deoxy-D-manno-octulosonic acid transferase, mitochondrial
Exons: 12
Coding region: 321-1670 (449 amino acids)
Biological process (GO): lipid A biosynthetic process
Cellular component (GO): plasma membrane
Molecular function (GO): transferase activity
Source: RefSeq, a predicted model, not a curated record
AAAGAUAUGGGGUCCAAAUCCUCUGCGUGAGCGAUGCAUGACAGUGAAAAUCAAAUGGCUGGGAUGGUCUCAAUGUGCAUCCCUCACUGUCACUCAGUGCCUGUUCGUAAAGAAAUUUUAUGCAAAUACAUACAAAGCUUGAGCCUUAUAUUGAGAUUGACCUUGAAUAGAACUUAUUAGAAGGCAAAGUAUCUAUCAAGUCAACCCCAUGUGAGUUGUUUUUAGGAGUGUAAUUGUGCGAAGUGUUUUCUUUUUUGUGCCGUCUGCUGCGCACUUGAUGAUCAAGUAGCAGACGCAGUCUCGGAAGAGGUGGGAGAGAAAUGGGCGGAGAGAUGGGUAAGUACGUUUACAUGGUCUAUAGGACAUUGAGCUAUGGCCUCUCUCCUUUCCUCUAUCUUCACGUCCAAUGCCGAAGACUCCAAGGGCUCGAGCACCCUCUACGUUGGCAGGAACGCUUCGGCCGUCCUUCACUUCCCCGCCCUCCUGGACCUCUCCUCUGGUUUCACGCCGUCUCAUUAGGUGAAGGAAUGGCUGCAAUCCCAAUAAUCAAACACUGUAUUCAGCAACGCCCUGAUCUUACCAUUUUGAUGACGACGACCACAACCUCUGCAUUCAAUGUUAUAAAGGACCGGCUUCCACUUGGUGUCAUAUAUCAGUUUGCGCCCCUUGAUACUCCUUCUGCCAUGGAUGCUUUCCUCGGCUAUUGGGAUCCAAGUGCUAUUUUUCUGAUUGAAAGUGAACUUUGGCCUAAUCUUGUACUGGGAGCUUCCAGGAAAGGAAUUGUGGUGGCAUUGCUGAAUGCUCGGAUGUCUUCUAAAUCCUUCAAACUUUGGUCAGCUCCAGUUGCACUCCCCUUGAUUUCAUUGAUGCUAUCAAGAUUUUCAUUGAUUGCCCCAAUAAGCACAAUUGAGGCAAUCCAGUAUCAGCUGCUGCAAGCCCGACCUUUCACCAUCAACUUUGCUGGUGACUUGAAAUAUGCUGUAGGAAAUGCUGAAGCUUCUGAGCAAGAAUGUACUAUUAUGGAAGAUCUGCAGCUACAGCUUGCCAAUAGGCCUGUUUGGAUGGCUGCUUCUAUUCAUAAGGGUGAAGAAGAAGUUAUGCUUGGAGCUCAUAAAGUACUUGUGAAGAUGUAUUCUAACAUGUUGACUAUUAUUGUGCCCCGUCAUCCAUGGGAAGGCCGUCAGAUUGUCAUAGAAGUGCAGAAAGAAGGUUUAAAUGUUGUUUUGCGAUCUAGUGGUGAAAAGAUUUUGGCAAGCACAAAUAUCUAUGUGGUGGAUACACUAGGUGAACUAAGCUUCUUAUAUAAAUUAGCUCCAAUUGCUGUGAUUGGAGGUUCUUUCCUUCCUGGUUUAGCUGGCCAUAACAUUUCAGAAGCUGCUGCAGCUGGUUGUGCUGUUUUGACUGGUCAUCAUGUUGGACAUUUCUCUCACAUGGUGCUUGAAAUGCAGCGAUCAAAUCCUUUGUCAGUAAUGAAGGUUUCUGGUAAAUUAGAGUUGGUGGAAGCAUUGAAAGAACUCUUUAGCAAUGCCGAACUUCUGGAAGCACGUCGUAUGGCUGCAAAGCAAUCCUUUUUUGCUCUGUCAAGUGGGAUCAUCACAAAUAUUUGGAAUCUGAUAGAUCUCCAUGUUUUAAGAAAGGCAUUUUUAGCUAAAGAUGUAGUUGUGAAAUAAAAUAAAUGAGAAUGUCAAAGUUGGAUGUGCAUUGAGGUUCUGUAUGGUUUGUCAAUUUAGAAGCAUAUUGAGGCCCUUCAUUGUGUUCAAAUUGGGGCCACAUUGAGGUUCUUAAUGUUGCUCAGUGUUUGGCAUAACACGCUAGUCCCAGACAUUAGAAGUCAGAAGAUGUCAAUUCGUGGGUCUGAAAAUUGGGGAUUUUGACAUCUAGAGCCAAUUUUGUUCAUCUCCACGCCCUAAUCUUUGGUGGAUUACUCUAUCUUGCUAUUAUUUUGGACGAACUACAUAUUUUGUUUGAUAAAACCUUAGAAAAAUGACAAUAGAAGAACACAGACAAUUGUCAGUGAAUUCUUU